AUGGCUGGGCUGGUGGGGCACGGUGGGGGGAAGGGGAGUGAGAGGGAUGGUGAAGGGCAAGGAUGGCAGGGGCAGGCGAGAGAGGGAGGCGAGGGUGGAGGCGCGCGGGUGGAUGAGGAGGUGACACGCGUGAUUCGGGCCCAGGGGAACGCUGCUCGCGCUCACGCUCAUGACAGUGCUGCUGGCAGUGCUGUUGGCGGUGGUGAUGUUGAUGCUGUGAUGCUGAAAGGGUUUCGUGCGGAAGGUAACCGUGGAAACGUGCAGGAUGAGAGGGAGAUAGACCGGGUAGAAAAAAAGGAGAGGGGUGGUGGGGAAGAGAUUGAAAGGGAGGAAAAGGAAGGGGAGAAAAGAGAUGAUGAGGAGAGGGAAGGGGAGGAGAGUGAUGGGGAGGAGAGUGAUGGGGAGGAGAGGGAAGGAGAGGAGAGUGAUGGGGAAGAACGAGAAUUGGAGGAGAUUGAAAGAGAAAUGAGAGAAGGGGAGGAGAGUAAAAGAGAGAGAGAAUGGGAGGUAAGGGGAGAAGAGGAGAGAGGUGGGGAAGCAAAAGAGGAGGGCGAAAGGGAUGAGAGUGAAGGGUCGGGGAGGCUAAGAAUGAGGAGCAAAGAGAAGGGGAGAGAUGAAGAUGAAAGGGGGGAAACAGUGAGUGAGGAGAAGCGGAGUGAAGGAUGGGAUGCGGAGGAGAGAGUAGAGAAGGGGAGGAAAGGGAAGGUGAAUGAAGAGAAGAGGAGGGAAAAAGGGGAGAGAGAAUCAAAGAGGAGGGAAGGGAAGGACAAGGAAGGAGAGGAGAGACAUGGGAACAAGACAGAUGGAAAGGAGAGAGAUUGGAAGGAGAAGGAUCGAAAGAGGGAACGGAAGGGGAGAGAAGGAAAGCGGAUAGAAGGGACUCGAGAAGUGAAGGAGAGGGAAGGGAAAAGGAGAGAUGGGAAGAACAUGGAAGGGCGGGAGAGAGAAUGGAAGAAGAGAGAAAGUAGAGAGGGAGAAAGUAGAGAGGGAGAAGAGAAGAAGAGGGAAGGGAAGGAGAGAUACGGAGAGAAGUGGAAAUAUAAGGAGAGAGAUAUGAAGAGGAGUGGAGGGAAGGAGAAAGAAGAAAAAGAGUGUUAUUUUAAGGAGAACGAAGAGAAGGAAAGGGAUGGAAAGAGGAGAGAAGUGUUCGGGAGGGAAGGGAAAGAGAGAGAUUGGAAGGAACGAGAUGGAAAGAGACAGAAAGGGAAGGAGAGAGAAGGGAAGGAGAGAUAUUGGAAGGAACGGGAUGGAAAGAGACUGAAAGGGAAGGAGAGAGAAGGGAAGGAGAGCAGAGGGAAGGAGAGCGGAGGGAAGGAGAGCGGAGGGACGGAGAGCGGAGGGAAGGAGAGCGGAGGGAAGGAGAGCGGAGGGAAGGAGAGCGGAGGGAAGGAGAGCGGAGGGAAGAAGAACGAAAGGAAGGAGGAGAGAGGAGGAGGUAGACAGAUUGUUAAGGUCCAAGAAGACCAUGUGGUGGUGGGCGAGGAGGGAGGAGAGAGUGCAGAGAAGUCGGGUGUGUUGGCGUGGGGAGGAGGUGACGUGGUGAGCAGUGCAGGCGUGGGGUGCAAGGAACUAGUGGGCGCUCGUGAGAGCAAGGCGGAGCAGGGGGGCAGAGAGGAGGUGGGGAGGCCAGGUGAGUGUCCAUGGCAGAGGCAGGGGGGUUCUGUGAGGAGUGCAUGGGUGGGUGGCACGGAGGAGGAGGAGGAUGCCCGUGGCGAGGGGGGUGAUUGGCGCGUGAAGGAGGAGGCGGCGUGUGCCACAGGCACGGGUGAUUGGGAGGGUGAGAUUGGCGGCCGGAGCAAGCAGGGCGAGAGUGAGAAGAAGGGCGAGAGCGAGAAGAAGGGUGAGAGUGAGAAGGAGGGCGAGAGUGAGAAGGAGGGUGAGAUUGAGAGGAAGAGUGAGGAUGAAAAGGAGGGUGAGAGUGAGAAGGGCGAAAGUGCGAAGAAGGGCGAGUAUGAGAAGAAGGGUGAGAGUGAGAAGGGCGAGAGUGAGGCUUGUUUGGAAGAGGCUGGGGUGAUAGGGGAGGUGGUGGAGGAGGUGGUGGAGGAGGUGGUGGAGGAGAUGGAAAUGGAUGCAGGGGGGAAGACAUGUGAGUUGACUUGCGUGCUGCUGGGUCGCACCGAGCCACCCUUUGCUGCUGCUGCUGCAUCCCUUGGUGGAGGCAAGGAAGAUUCAAAAGAAGAAGAGGCAGUGGGCGGUGCGAUGCUGGCAGGUGGUGGGGCGAAGGCAGCGGAGGAAGAGAGAGGGCAAUCAGUGGAUGCAGAGGAGAAGCGGGUGGAGGGUGGUGAUGUGGAGGAGGGGCGAGGGGAUAAGGGGAGGGAGCAGGUCAGCAUCAAGCAGGAGGGCAGCGAUGAGGGGAGAAGAGCGCGGCGGGAGGAAGAGAGGGGAGAAGGGAGGGCAACGAGUGCGCGCUUGGUGGAGGGCGAGGUGGAGGAGGGAGAACAGGAGGAGGGAGAACGGGAGGAGGGAGAACGGGAGGAGGAAGCGGUGGGAGGUGCGAAGGUAGGAGGUGGGGGGAAGGAGCAGCAGGAGGUGGGGGUGGAGGAGCGGCAGCAGCGGUCAGUGUCGCCGGGCACGCGGGCGCUGAUGUGCGACGAGCAGGACGACCACGGCGACACGCUCUUCGCCGCCACCUCCUCGCCUCUCGCCCGCUCCAGCGCACUCGCCAGCAGCGAUUCCGAUGCUGACCUGGACGAUGAGGUGGCGAGGGGUGAUGUGGCGGACGAGGAGGCAGAGCAAGGUGGAGGGGAAUGGGGCGCUUGGUGGGAUGGCAGGCAAGUGAGUCGCAAGCGCAGUGCAGAGCUGAUGGAGGGGGGAGGCGCGGGGGAGGGGCAGCGCGGCAUGGGGGCGCACAGCAGCAGCCCCUCCAUCGCUCUGCCCCGCACCACCAGCACUGCCCUUGCCGCCCGCCUGCCGCCCUCUGGGUUCUCGCCCUCGCCUGGCAAGGCCCGGAGGAGAAGCCUGGGAGGGCAUGGGGUGGGGGGUGUUGGAGGAGCGAGGGGAAGGGAGGAGCAGGUGGAUGGGAGGAGGAGCGUGAGUGCUGGUCAUGCUGCCCAUGCUGCUGCCGCUCACGCUGCUGCAGGUGCUGCAGCAGCAGAGGUGGGUGUGAUGGAUGAUCCACGAGUUGCCAUCCGCCUUGCUGCUGUGCGGUCGGCACGGGCCACAGCAAUGGGCCAGGGAAGGGGGUCGUUGGCAACAGGAGGGGCGAGGGGAGGGGAGGCGUGGGAUGGGAGGCGGGCGGUGCAAGAAAGGGCGGUGCAAGAAAGGGCUGUGCUGGAGUUGCUGGAGGACCACCUUUUGCAGAUCGCCGCCCACAUUGGCGCCCCCGCCUGCUAG
Messenger RNA from Closterium sp. Yama58-4, 3333 nucleotides. Lineage: Eukaryota; Viridiplantae; Streptophyta; Zygnematophyceae; Desmidiales; Closteriaceae. The record is from the annotation of a GenBank genome assembly.